AUGCUGGGCAUAGCCUGUGAUCCGUUGGAGCACACGAGCAUGUAUGAACGUGGCUCAGAUGACAGCGAGGACAGCGAUGGCGAAGGCGGUCUAGGCAAUGUAUCCCGCGUUAUUAUCCGUCCUCCGGGGCAGAGCGGCAAGGCUAAACGUGGCCAUUUAUGCUUCGAUGCCGCCUUUGAGACGGGCAAUCUGGGCAAGGCGGAGUUGGUGGGCGAUUUCGAAUACGAUUUAUUUCUGCGUCCAGAUACUUGCAAUCCACGUUUUCGUUUCUGGUUCAACUUUACGGUGGAUAAUGUUAAGCAGGAUCAGCGUGUGAUCUUCAACAUUGUCAACAUCAGCAAGAGUCGUAAUUUGUUUAAUUGUGGACUGACGCCACUUGUCAAAUCCUCCAGUCGACCCAAAUGGCAGCGACUGCCAAAGCGUCAAGUGUUCUUCUAUCGCUCGGCAAUGCAUCAGGGACAUUAUGUGCUCAGCUUUGGCUUUAAUUUUGACAAGGAGGAGGAUGUGUACAUGUUCGCCUUGGCAUCGCCUUACAGCUACUCCAGACUGCAGUCCUAUCUCAAUGUGAUCGAUGCACGUCAAGGAUCCGAGAAGCGAUUUACACGCAGCGUGCUCGUCAAAUCCUUGCAAAAUCGAAAUGUGGAUAUGCUGACAAUCGACCAAGUGACGCACAGUCAACGCUCCACAAAUCGUUUGGAGAGAAGCUUCAUUCGCGUCAUUGUCAUUCUCUGUCGGACGCACUCGAGCGAGGCGCCAGCUUCCCAUGUGUGCCAGGGUCUCAUUGAGUUCCUCGUGGGCAAUCAUCCCAUAGCGCAUGUUCUGCGCGAGAAUUUCGUUUUCAAAAUUGUGCCAAUGGUGAAUCCGGAUGGAGUCUUUCUGGGUAACAAUCGCUGCAAUCUGAUGGGUCAGGAUAUGAAUCGCAAUUGGCAUGUGGCAUCUGAGUUUACGCAGCCGGAGUUGCAUGCCAUUAGAAAUGUGCUAAAGGAGUUGGAUAAUUCGGAUACCUAUCAGAUUGACUUUGUGAUCGAUUUGCAUGCAAACAGCAGCAUGCACGGAUGUUUCAUCUAUGGCAACACAUAUGAGGAUGUCUAUCGCUAUGAGCGACAUCUGGUAUUCCCGCGUCUCUUUGCCAGCAACGCACAGGAUUACGUUGCCGAGCACACCAUGUUCAAUGCGGAUGAGCGGAAGGCGGGCAGCGUGCGACGUUAUUGCUGUGAACGUUUGAGUGACACUGUCAACGCCUACACCUUGGAGGUCUCCAUGGCGGGUCAUUAUCUGCGCGACGGCAAGACGGUGGCACUGUACAACGAGGACGGUUAUCAUCGUGUUGGUCGCAACUUGACGCGCACACUGCUGCAAUACUAUCGCUUCAUUAAUGUGCUGCCCGUGCCGUUGGUGUCGGAGAUGCGGUUGCAGGGAAAGCGACGCGGUCGUCCUCGAACUCAUCACUCGCGUUCCCGCUCCAGGACACGAUACGAGGUAAAGCCGCGGGCAAAGACGACGCGCUGUCAUGCCCCCAUAUCCUACAACAAUCUGAGCAUCUGCUACGACUCUGGCGGCGGCGUCUCCUCCGAUGAGGGAGGCUACUCACCAACGCGAGCCGUACCCAUUGCACCUGGCAGCAGCACCUUCAGUGGUUAUCGGAACUAUCGGCGUGCUGCCACCGCCAGUUGCGCCCUGCAUGAUCAGUAUUCCCUAGGCGUGUGUGAGCACGGCGGCAGUCGGAGCAAGAGGGCAGCCGCAGCAGCUGCACCGCUGACAAUUGAGUUGCCCGUGCCACCAGGUGUGAGUGUGCCCCCCAAGCCGUACCUGUCCAUUAUCGAUCUGAAUCAGCUGACACGCGGCAGCCUCAAGCUAAAGCUGAACAGUUUCGAUGCGGACGAAAGGCGUUAAGGUUGAAAGUGUACUACACAUUCGAGUAUAACAACUGUAACUGUAAUUAUUACUGUAAUCGAUUUUCUAUGCUUCAUGCAGCUUUGUUUCUUGAAUAAACAGUUAUAUCUAAUCAAAA
Drosophila innubila is the source of this 2011-nucleotide messenger RNA. RefSeq names its product cytosolic carboxypeptidase 6. The transcript has 5 exons. Gene Ontology annotation, biological process: proteolysis. Bases 1 to 1893 code for a protein of 630 amino acids. The record is from RefSeq and is a predicted model, not a curated record. NCBI's taxonomy places the organism in Eukaryota, Metazoa, Arthropoda, Insecta, Diptera, Drosophilidae. Gene Ontology annotation, molecular function: zinc ion binding; metallocarboxypeptidase activity.